AUGGUCUUAUCUAGCUCUUUCAGAGUUUGUAUUCUUCUUCCCACUCCUUCCAGUGGUUCUAGUUUGGAGAGUUCGGCUUUGUCCAGUUUUCAUAGUGCAUUUGUACUUCUUUUCGUAUUUGUUCUG
Molecule: messenger RNA, 126 nt
Organism: Cetraspora pellucida
Lineage: Eukaryota; Fungi; Glomeromycota; Glomeromycetes; Diversisporales; Gigasporaceae
Source: the annotation of a GenBank genome assembly